Cotesia glomerata is the source of this 1544-nucleotide messenger RNA. Its product is annotated as CLIP domain-containing serine protease 2-like. Gene Ontology annotation, molecular function: serine-type endopeptidase activity. The record is from RefSeq and is a predicted model, not a curated record. Gene Ontology annotation, biological process: proteolysis. The transcript is spliced from 5 exons. NCBI's taxonomy places the organism in Eukaryota, Metazoa, Arthropoda, Insecta, Hymenoptera, Braconidae. Bases 437 to 1348 code for a protein of 303 amino acids.
AUUUUAAUUUAUAAGUAUCAAAAUAGCUUAUUUAAUUUUUGUAUUUUUCUGUCACUGUCAUAUUAAGUCAAAGUUAAAUAAUUUUUGAAUGCAUUUUUAGAGAAUUUUUGUUGAAAACGUUUUUUUAUAGCAUUAUUUGUUGAAUAAGAAAAUGAAUAUAAUAUUUUUUAAUAACAGACUAGCUCAGUUUUAAAUUAACGAGGUUGUUAUCUUGACAUUUUAGUAGCAACAGAGCCAAUUAUUGAUAGAAUGCACUUUUAUAUUACUCUUUCGUAGUUGUAUUGUUCUUAAGAAAUGAGAUAAGCUGACCUUGGUGCUAAUGCGUUGAGAUUUGAGCUACAGAUUGAAUGUAGUGUUCACUCAGUUAUAAGCGUAUUUGUACCAUCAAUUUUAAAAAAUAAUAAUAAAAUUAUUUAUUGUUUUACUUAGAAAUAAAAUGUACUGUCAAAUUUAUUUUUUUAUCCAUUGUAUUAUUCAGUUUGUGCUGUCUUGUAAUACUGCUGAUAUCACGAAACACCCCAGUUGGAUGCUUUUGGACCAUGAAAAAUGUGGAAUAUCGAAUACCGAUCGGAUAAUUGGUGGAAAAAAUGCUUCAUUGGGAAUGUACCCAUGGAUUGCAAGAAUUGGAUACAGUAGUGAUUUAACUGGGUCUGAAAUUUCAUAUCGAUGCGGUGGUACUUUAAUUAAUAAACUCUAUGUUGUAACUGCGGCACAUUGUGUCUCUAAUUUACCUGGCAGCUUCAGAGUAACGGGAAUAAGAUUAGGUGAACAUAAUUCGGAGACUAAUCCAGAUUGUGAAAAUGGUUACUGUUCGGAACCUGUUCAAGACUUUAAACCUAUUCAAAUGCUAGUUCAUAAGCGAUACAACAUACCGCAUUUUAAAAAUGAUAUUGCUUUAAUCAGAUUAGACCGACCUGUAGAUUAUAAUGGAUUUGUGAUGCCUAUAUGUAUGCCCGUUGGAGAAUUAUUAGAUAAAAAUCUGACAGGAGGAAUAGCUGAAACUGCGGGAUGGGGAAUUUUCGACAUCGACCAUCCAAAAUCGAGUGUGAUUCUACAGACAAUAAAAUUACCGAUUUUGGAGACGUACAUGUGUGUAAAUGCUUUCAAAAAUCAAGCUCAAGUUGACGAAUUGCAAUUGUGUGUUGGUGGUAAAGUUGGCCAGGACUCCUGUACUGGUGAUAGCGGCGGUCCACUAAUGAAAGUCGAAGCUCUAAAUGAUAUUCCUAAAUAUUAUUUAAUUGGUAUUGUGUCCUUUGGAGCUAAACAUUGUGGACAAUCUCCGAUGCCUGCUGUGUACACUAGACUUACACGCUACCUGAUUUGGAUUUUAGAAAAUAUCUCACCUUAAUAAAAGUUAUUAAAUUUAUACUUAGAUAAAAAUUUAUUCGAUUUAUAAUUUUUUUAGUUUAUAAAUAAAUUUAAAAUAAUUUGCAGUCUACUCAGAAAUACAAUUUGAUAAAGUUAUAGGGUGUUAUUUUCAAGGUAUUACAAAAAAUACAAAAAAAAAAUUUAGUAUUUUAGUUUACAGAGUAAAGUAAAUCCUA